Messenger RNA from Leptonychotes weddellii (Weddell seal), 1021 nucleotides. Lineage: Eukaryota; Metazoa; Chordata; Mammalia; Carnivora; Phocidae. The record is from RefSeq and is a predicted model, not a curated record.
UUGAUAGAGGAUGGAGAAUGGAGCAGCCGGGUGCCAGGGAGCGUUCAGGGGCGAUAGCCAACCCAGACCGGAAAGGCUUUGGCAGCACCUGUUCUAGAGAGAAGCCUGAAGCUUGGGAGUGCACCAUGCCUCAGGUAUCUGUCGCCGCGAUUUACGGAAGGACCGACGACUUGGGGGUCCAGGUCCCCUCUUCUGCCUCCAUGCUCAGCAUGCUGCCCUCGCCUUUCUUGGGAUAUGCAGGGCCCUUGGGGCCUGACUGGUUGAUAAGGAGCCGUUUCCGGAGAAUGCAGGUUCCCUCCUCUCUCAGACCUUCAGUUUCCUCAUCUGUAAAAUGGGAAUACAUUCAGCUCAUUGGGUUGUGCUGCGAUCCUGAAUGGCCAGUGCACAGCCGAGAUAUAAGCCCCGUAGGGAAAGCGCUGAGCAGAGGAGGAGGCCACAGCCCGAUCUGCAGCAGUCCAGCCCUUGGGACUCCUUUCGCUUUCCACCUGCUCAUCUCUGCUUCCAGAGCUGUCGCCAUGGUGACGGUGCGCAGGCCGUGGCCCGCCAUGGCCACAGUGCUGCUGGCCCUGCUCGCCUGCCUGGGGGCGCUGGUCCACGCCUACCCCGCCAAACCCGAGGCUCCCGGCGAAGACGCCUCGCCGGAGGAGCUGAGCCGCUACUACGCGUCGCUGCGCCACUACCUCAACCUGGUCACUCGGCAGCGGUAUGGGAAACGCUACAGCCCGGAAGCGGCCCUCUCGAAACUACUCUUCCCCGACGGCGAGGACCGCGGGGUCAAGUCACGGCCAGAAGGCGCGUACAUGUGGUGACGACCCCAAGGGUUCCUGGGAGAUAUGCUAACUACACCGACCUCAUUUGCAUGGUUGCUCCUGACCCCGGAACCUGGGUUCCUCUCCCUGCCUGCUGCGCCUGGGGGGUGGGUGCGGGAUGGGGUCUUCAUUCCAUUUCUCCGUGUCCCCAGCCCCUGGGCUGGAGGGCUGUGUGUGGUCUUUCCCUGCUUCCCAAAUAAAGAGCAAAUUUC